CGUCUGGUCUUCAGGUGUUGCCGUGCGGACUUGCCGUCUUGGUCAGAGUUCGUCGUGCCGCAGGCCCGAACUCAGGUGAAGUCGAAGUGUCUUCGUUCCUCUGCCGGUCUGCCCUUCGUUUCUCUCUCUUUCUCUUCAGACCACUUAAUCCUCUAACGUUUCGGAUGCCAGGGCUAGGAUGCCAUGAAAGCCGAGCUUAAAUGAUAGGGUUUCUGCGAAAAGAUGCUGAUACAUAAAUGCUUAAGAUUCGGGUCUUUUACUUCCGAGAUAUUCAACAAAAGGAUUAUUGUGUGCUCUUUUUCUUCUCUAAAUACGUUAUUUCCUUUGACACCAACGCCCCAAGGACCUGGAAAUUUGCCAACAAGGGACGUUGCCUUAUCCUUCAAGGAAUGGUUCAAAUUCGGACAAGAUCCUUUGAUCAGACAGAUUUUCAAGAUAUUGUCUUCUCAAGAUGAUGCCUUGGCCUCAUUGGCGCUCUCUCGAUUGGGGCUGCGCCUCACAGAACCAUUCGUUUUGAAAGUUUUGAAUCAUGGGGAAGAUGUGUUAUUGUGUUUGAAGUUCUUCGACUGGGCUGGGCGGCAACCAGGGUACUAUCACACCCGUGCAUCGUUCAAUGCUAUCUUUAAAAUUUUAUGUAAAAAGAAACUGAUGUCAUUCAUGUUAGAUUUUCUAGAUACAUAUACCAAACAGAGGUAUAUGCACAAGGUCAGAUUCCAUGAUACUGUUAUCAUGGGAUAUGCGAUUGCUGGGAAGCCAGAUGUUGCGCUCAAACUGUUCGCAAAAAUGCGGUUUCAGGGGCUUGAUUUAGAUUCUUUUUCCUACCACGUACUUCUCAAUGCGUUGAUAGAGGAGAAUUGUUUUGACGUGGUUGAGGUAAUUUUGAAGCAGAUCAGAAUGAGGGGUUUUGAUAGCGAGGUAACAUCUUCUAUGGAAAUCAAGAGUUUUUGUAAGCAGAACCGGUUACAGGAGGCCUGGGAUUUCCUCCAUGGGUUGAAGAGUAAUAGAAGGAAAUUAAGUGAACAUGCAGUAGUUGCUCUUGUGAAUGCUCUGUGUGAGAAGAAUAAGUUCGAGGAGGCGGGUCAAUUGAUGAAGGAGUUUCAGGAGUUCAGUGAAGUCAACAUGGAUGCCAUUUAUAGUGUCUGGAUUAGGGAUCUUGUUAAAGCUGGAAAAGUGGAUGGAGCUAUUGAAUUUAUGCAGAGUAAAAGGUUAUUAGAAGGAUAUGUGCCUGGUGUAUUCCGAUAUAAUUUUUUGAUCUGCAAGCUUCUGAUGCAAAACAGGCUCCAGGAUGUCUUUGAUUUGUUGAUGGAGAUGCAAGAGAGGAAGUUGUUUCCUGAUAAAGUCACCAUGAAUGCAGCUCUGUGUUUCUUCUGUAAAGCUGGAAUGGUGGAUGUGGCACUUGAAUUUUAUAAGUCAAGGUCAGAAUUUGGUCUCUCCCUUAAUAGUAUGGCUUACAACUAUCUCAUUAACACUCUUUGUGGGGAUGGAAGUUUUGAGGAGGCAUAUCAGGUCUUAAAAAAUUCCAUUGAUCAUGGUUACUGCCCUGGUAGAAAAACCUUUUCCGUUCUUGCGGAUGCUUUAUCGAGGGAGGGGAAGUUGGAUAAGCUGGAGGAGGUGGUUAAUGCAUCCCUGAAGUGGAAUAUCAUGCUAAGUGAUGCUGUAUAUGAUAAAUAUAUCACAGCUCUUUGCAAGGCUAGAAGGGUAGAAGAUGCUUACCUCAUACAUGGGGAUCUUAAUAGACCAAAUAAAGUUUCAUAUAGGGAGAAAACUUAUAUUAACAUGAUACGUGGUUUUGUCAAAUCAACUAGGGGGGACAUGGCUUCCAGGGUUUUGAUUGAAAUGCAAGAAAAUGGGCAUACCCCAAAACGGAACUUAUAUAGAGCUGUCAUCCGUUGUCUGUUAGAUAUGGACAAUUCAGAAAUCCAGUUUAUGAAAUUGCUGGAGGUGCAGUUGUCUCGCCAUGAACCCGACUGUCGUGAUUACAACUUUUUCAUUGAUGGGGCUGGGCAUGCUAAGAAACCUGAGCUGGCGAGAAAAGUAUUUGAGACAAUGACAAGAAAUGGGCUGGUGCCCAAUUUGAGUUCCUACAUACUGUUGCUGCAGAGUUAUCUGAAGAGUGAACGUAUAUCUGAUGCCCUGAGCUUCUUUCGUGAUUUGUGCAAGACAAGGAAGAUGGAGAGAAAAUUGUACAAUACCAUGAUAGUUGGUCUUUGCAAAGCAAGGAAGCCAGAUCUGGCACUAGAGUUUGUGAGAGAUAUGAAGGACAAGGGAUUGGUGCCAAGUCUCGAAUGUUAUGAGGAACUUGUAAAGUCCUUCUGCUCAAAUAAGGACUAUGACUCGGUGGCGAAGAUUAUUUGUGACUUAGAGAAAGUUGGUCGUUAUCCUUCUUCCUUUAUCAUCAAUGUGCUUUUGUUUCAUUCCUUGAAUAGCCGGGAACUUUUUGAUGCUUGGUCCCGGUCAGGAAAUCUGUAUGGAGAGGAAUCUUCAUAUGGAAGGUUGACACUUGGUGAGUUGGUUGGUAUAUUUUCUGCUCAAAUCAGAGGGAAUCAACAUAUUGAAAAUUUGGAUGAAAUGAUUCAACAGUUCUUUCCACUUGACGUCUUCACAUACAAUAUGUUGUUGAGAAAACUAUGCAUGAGUGAAACAAUGGACUUUGCUGAGAAGUUGUUUGAUAGGAUGUGCAACAGAGGAUAUAAACCAAACCGAUGGACUUACGACAUAUUAGCACAUGGUUUCUUCAAACAUGGUAGGAUAAUGGAAGGUAGAGAAUGGGUGUAUAAGAUGAUUCAUGAGGGGUUUUCCCCCACUGAAAGUACAAAACAAUUUAUGUAACAGGUAUAUACUGAUGGCAGAGCCUGAUCACAUCUUUGUAAAUCCUCUCCCUAACUUGUCACAUGGAGGAUAUCCAGCAGCAUUCCCAU
Molecule: messenger RNA, 2918 nt
Organism: Nelumbo nucifera (sacred lotus)
Lineage: Eukaryota; Viridiplantae; Streptophyta; Magnoliopsida; Proteales; Nelumbonaceae
Product: hydroxyproline O-arabinosyltransferase RDN1
Molecular function (GO): protein binding; glycosyltransferase activity; mRNA binding
Source: RefSeq, a predicted model, not a curated record